AUAGGCACAAAUCUUCCAUCCUCAGCCUUUGCAAGGGGACAGCUGUGCCAGCCAGGCACUGGCAGGUUUCAGGCAGCAUGGCUGAGAAGCUCGGAGUCCUCCUGCUGGUCCUGGUGCUGGUACUGGACCCGGCUCAGCCAGGGACUGGACCCCGGAAGCUCCUGCUGUUGCUGUUGGAUGGGUUCCGCUCAGACUACAUCAGCGAGGAGGCUUUGGGGUCCUUGCCUGGAUUCCAAGGCAUUGUGAGCAGGGGAGUGAAAGUGGAUUACCUGACCCCUGACUUCCCCAGCCUGUCCUAUCCCAAUUACUACACACUCAUGACUGGCCGCCACUGUGAGGUGCAUCAGAUGACGGGCAACUACAUGUGGGACCCCAGCACCAACAAGUCCUUUGACAUUGGAGUCAACAGGGAUAGCCUGAUGUCCCUCUGGUGGAAUGGAUCAGAGCCGCUGUGGGUCACUCUGACCAAAGCCAAAAGGAAGGUCUACAUGUACUACUGGCCAGGCUGUGAGGUUGAGAUUCUGGGUGUCAGACCUACCUACUGCUUAGAAUAUAAGAAUGUGCCAACUGAUAUCAAUUUUGCCAAUGCAAUCAGUGAUGCUCUUGAUUCAUUCAAGAGUGGCCGGGCUGACCUGGCUGCCAUAUACCAUGAGCGCAUCGAUGUGGAAGGCCACCACUACGGCCCUUCAUCCACCCAGAGAAAAGACGCACUCAAGGCUGUGGACACUGUCCUGAAGUACAUGACCCAGUGGAUCCAGGAGCGGGACCUGCAGGAUGACCUGAAUGUCAUCAUUUUCUCAGAUCAUGGAAUGACAGACAUCUUCUGGAUGGACAAAGUGAUCGAGCUGAACCAGUACAUCAGCCUGGACGACCUGCAGCAAGCCAAGGACAGGGGUCCUGUCGUAAGCCUGUGGCCUGCUCCCGGCAAGCACUCUGAGGUAUACAACAAGUUGAGCCGAGUGGAACACAUGACUGUCUAUGAAAAGGAAGCCAUCCCGAGCCGGUUCUAUUACAAGAAAGGCAAAUUUGUCUCUCCUCUGACUUUGGUGGCCGAUGAAGGGUGGUUCAUAACUGAGAAACGAGAGUUGCUUCCAUUUUGGAUGAACAGCACGGGUAAGAGGGAAGGCUGGCAGCGUGGCUGGCACGGGUACGACAAUGAGCUCAUGGACAUGAGAGGCAUCUUCCUGGCCUUUGGCCCAGAUUUCAAAUCCGACUUCAGAGCUGCUCCAAUCAGAUCAGUGGAUGUCUACAAUGUCAUGUGCCAUGUGGCAGGCAUCACCCCACUGCCCAAUAACGGGUCCUGGUCCCGGGUGAUGUGCAUGCUGAAGGGCCAGGCCAGCGCAGCCCCGGCAGCCCAGCAGAGAGGCUGUGUGCUGCUGGCCUUGCUUCUCCUCUUACUGUUGGUGUAACUGUUUGCAGUGCUGGUCCAACACGCUGUCAGCAAGUCUCCAACACUUGCUUUACGAAAUGAUGUUCGUGUUAUGUGAGAAUGAUUGCUUCAUUAACACAAUCAAGGCCACAUAUACUGCACAUAUUGGAUUCUAGGAUGAUUCCAUCGACAGAAGUCCCUACUUCUUAUAAAAGAAAAACUCAAUAUUUUUCCCCUGAAGGUAGGAAAAGUCUUGUUUUUUCAUUUGUAUGGGAUCUUCCAAAGG
Ochotona curzoniae (black-lipped pika) is the source of this 1655-nucleotide messenger RNA. It is a transcript of the gene ENPP6, whose product is annotated as ectonucleotide pyrophosphatase/phosphodiesterase 6. The coding region runs from base 78 to 1409 and encodes 443 amino acids. The transcript is spliced from 8 exons. NCBI's taxonomy places the organism in Eukaryota, Metazoa, Chordata, Mammalia, Lagomorpha, Ochotonidae. The record is from RefSeq and is a predicted model, not a curated record.